Molecule: messenger RNA, 502 nt
Organism: Perkinsus marinus ATCC 50983
Lineage: Eukaryota; Perkinsozoa; Perkinsida; Perkinsidae
Exons: 1
Coding region: 19-465 (148 amino acids)
Source: RefSeq, a predicted model, not a curated record
GUUGUAUUUCUCAUUCAAAUGACCAUCCAAAAUACAACCGACGAUUCCCUCAAGAACAUCACCGAGAAAACGCCUUCCUCAAGCCUUGUCGUUAAUUCCGAUACUGCCAACUCCGAUUCUGACUCGUCCGUUUCUACACCUCGCGCGGAAGGCUCUGGAAAACCCGACUUCGGUCCUGUCCCGAAAGUCGAAGACCUCCUAUCACGAGUGAAGAACUUCCUUUCGGCGCCGGCUACUACGCCAACUGAUAGCAACUGCGACCCUGAGGUUGUUCGUGACGAAGUGUUGCUGAGAAACGACUUGUCUCAGCCGGCCGAGGAAGCUGUUGAAAUUGAUGUUACUGCUGGUGUUUUCGAUGUACAAGGUGACGCCACGGCGGUGGAAGAGGAAAUGAAGAAGAAGAAUGUUCCUGUUGUUGGUAAGAAGGAUGAGAGUAAACUCAUUGAGGAAAUCCACAGUAAAUAGUUAUCACUGUAUUACUCUUCUACUAUAACGUUUACAG